This is a messenger RNA of Capronia epimyces CBS 606.96, 1521 nucleotides long. RefSeq lists its product as uncharacterized. Lineage: Eukaryota; Fungi; Ascomycota; Eurotiomycetes; Chaetothyriales; Herpotrichiellaceae. The coding region runs from base 1 to 1521 and encodes 506 amino acids. The record is from RefSeq and is a predicted model, not a curated record. The transcript has a single exon.
AUGUUUCGAUUCAAGAGCGCUGACUCCACGCUCGGAGUCGAUGGUAGUGCUGUGCCCGCCAGAAAUACGAUUUACGUUGGUAUAGUUGAAGACGAGAUACUCAACCAGGAAGCCGAGGAUGAGGUGCCGCCGUUGGCCUUGCUGCCGCCUCUUCAAGAAGACACACCACUGCUCCAAAGUACGAGCAUACCGCCCUGGAUCAGAGAACUGAACAACUCCCAAACAACAAGGCACAGCCGUGCUUCGUCCAUUGUGUCGACGCGCACCAAGUUCUCUACCACCACUCUGCAGGACGACGCGCGUAGCAUCGACAUCAAUGCCGGUGGCCAGCAUUUCCGCAUCAGUCGCGAUGGCUCGCACAUCACAGCCGACCCUCCGCCACCAUACACUGCUCCCAUCCAACUGAAUCCGCGGCACAUGGGCCAAGCUCGCUCCAUUGGCACAACCAGUCUAGAAAGCCCACACAGUCUGAGAUUUAGGCACCCCGAGGAAAACGAGAACGUCGACCCUGAUUAUGAUGGCGCAAGCACGCCGAGGUCGACGCUUGUUGGCCCCAACAUGGUCAGGUUAUCGGAAGACAUCAGUGGUAUUCAACCCAAUACCUGGUUGACAGAGGCUGUUCAGCUUCUCGAGCGCCCGUUAUCAGCAACACUGGACCGCCCAGCCCUCAUGGAUGAAGAAGUCCGGGCGACAACAGAUCAUGUCCACCACGAAACGAGCACUUUGGCCGGUGGCGAUGAACCUAGUACAAUAUCAUCAUCGUCACCUACAGCCACUACGGAUCUCACUCGGCCGUCUAGCCUUGCCAUGCCAGCGGACAACAACACGCAAGUCAAUACACAGCUGUACCUUGAGCAUGGAUCACCCCCAUUGGGCGGCGGCGGGCCGCAUCUGCAACCUGCCAGCGUUAUAAUUCUUCCUAACGUGCACACCUCUCCAUCCUCCAGGGUCAUGGAAGAAAGUGCGAGUGCAGUGGCGCCCUACUCUGACCGAUCCAAUGCUAGCACCUCCGCCAGCAACGGAGACGAGCCUACCGCCAUUGCAAGCGAUGCAACUUUCAGACUCGUCGACAGGGAAUCCCAAGGGAGUGUGGUUCCCUACGAGGACGACAAUGAUACUCCGCUAUCCAUGGAUGACGAGAAUGAAAUCAGUCUACAUUACGCGCGGAUGAUGCGAAAACUGGACUAUGGCCACCGCAAGGCCUUACACCUCAAAGACAAAGAACUAGCGGAACUACGAGAGAAAUUGCACGAGAAGGACAUUGUACUUAGGCAGCAGCUACGAGCGAAGGAUUUCAUGAUUGACGAUCUCAAGAAACGGCUGGAUACUUUGGAAGAAACUACGGAAACGAUGCUUGAAAGAGCGCGCAACAAGGUCGAGGAUUUGUGGGAGAUCCGAUGGAAGGCACGGAGUGCCCAACUACUCGAUCGCAUGAAACGCAUCGAGGAGGAUGCGCGAACGGCGAUCGAGAGUGUCUGUGCCGAAAGGGCUCAUGCACAGAGAGAAUCGAGCACUCAGUGA